Messenger RNA from Lingula anatina, 1169 nucleotides. RefSeq lists its product as uncharacterized. Gene Ontology annotation, molecular function: calcium ion binding. Lineage: Eukaryota; Metazoa; Brachiopoda; Lingulata; Lingulida; Lingulidae. The record is from RefSeq and is a predicted model, not a curated record.
CGUUAUUGACGGGGUUUCCGCCGGUCCCCCUGGUACUAGUCGAAAGUUUGACGAUUUUGAUAAAGAUAGUAACGGGAAUUUGAACAUGAAGGAAUACCUAGCCUCUCUCGAGGACGGCCAUGACAAACUUUCUGAGGAUAUGAUUCUCCAGAAAUUCGAAUUACUGGACGGAAACAGUGACGGUAAAAUAAGCAGCAAGGAGUUUUCUGCGCAAGAUGAUGAAACCAAGAACACUAAUGACGACGACGAGACUAAGCUGCUCAAAAUACUUGAACACGCAUCCGCUGACCAGAUGAAGACGGAAAACCUUGAUGAAAAGAAAGACCAGAAGACGGAUGUUAAUGCCGAGGAAGAUGAUGCUGAUGACGCCAAUGAUAAGGAUGAUCCAGCGCACGAUGAUGAAGUUGAGGACCUUUUUCAAACAGCAAUGAAAGCCCUCAAAGAAAAAGAUGCGAAGAAACAAACGGUUAAGAAAGAAAAGAUUGAAGGGAAGAAGAAGAGCAUGGCCUCAACUGACAAAAAGGAAGCAGAUGCAUCUAAAGAUAAACUAAUCGAUUCAGAAUUAGGAUCUGCUGAAAAAAUACAGGACCAAGUUGAGAAAAAGGAACACCAGAGAGAGAAAGAUGACGAUGCCAGGGUGGACGCACUUCGGAAAUUACUGGAGAAAACUUUAAAAGAUAAAGCAGCCGGUGACGCUGAAAAGACUGUCAAGAAAGAGCAAGGAGCAGAAAACAAAGACGAGCACGAUAUUAGUAAGCUAAAUGACGAGGGAAGGAAAGCACUGAAGCGGAAGUUGAUCUCAGAAAUAAAGAUGACUCUGCGAAGAAUCAUGGAUGACUUUGAAGAUAGCAGAGAUGCAGAUGAAGAUGACAAUGAUGAUGAUGACAACGAUGAAGCAGACGACAGAGAAGCCGAUGAAAAUGAUGAUGACGACGAUGAUGAUGAAGAGAACGACAACGAGAGAGACGACGACGACGAAAAUGAAAUGGACGAGGACGACGAAGAAGGUGAAAACAGAAAUACUGUUCUACGAGAUGCUUUGAUGAAACUUUUGGAAAAGAGACAUAACCGACGUGAUUAAAUGAAAUGACUCUAACACGACUCUUCUUGACGGUCCAACGGCAUAUGGUUACCAUCCAACAACACAGAACGUUAUCAAAACGUUACCA